UAUUUAUYGUCUUCUACUAAGAAUGGGUCCGAAGUAACAAGAUUAAUUAAUCAAGAUAACACGACUAAAACCAUGACUUUAAGUUAUGAGGAAGAUCAAAAAAAUCAUCCUGUUAUUGGUAUUGAAAACACAAAAGUUAUGGUUUUACAAACAGCUAACUUGACAAACUCUUCAUCAACUGUUUUUCCGAGUUCAAUUGAUAAGAAAUUUGAAAUCAACAAUUUUAUACCUGAACAAAACGCAAUUGAGAAAUGCUCGUUGAAUGAAAGUUUUUGCAUAAAAGUUGAUAAUUAUCCAAGAGAAGAUUUAUCAAAUCUUUUUAGAACGAGCAAGUUUUCGUCAAAUCCUUAUUAUGAUGUAGAUGUUAUAAAUGAGAUAAAUGAUAUUGAAAAAAGAACAUCAGAUGAUCUACUUCAAUCAUUCUGUCAGUCAAGAACAGCAGUUAUAUAUCCGGAAGCAGGCCUUACAUUCAACAACGAAUGGCGUUAUAUUAUACAAAAUCCAACAAAUGACAAUUCCAGCAUUAAACAAGGAAUUUUAGUAGAGAAAUGUGUCGAUACUAGAGUUCCGUGCACUUUUGAUUCUUCAUUACCAUUAGGAUACGUUUCAACAUGUAUACAAAAAUAUCUCUACAAAAGAUUGAUAACCAUUGGAGGAAAAAAUGAAUUUUAUUAUGAUACUUUUAAAAUGCCAUCUUGUUGUCAGUGCAUGUAUAGUGCAAAUGAAGAUUGGUAA
Diuraphis noxia (Russian wheat aphid) is the source of this 735-nucleotide messenger RNA. Its product is annotated as protein spaetzle-like. Gene Ontology annotation, cellular component: extracellular region. The record is from RefSeq and is a predicted model, not a curated record. Gene Ontology annotation, biological process: innate immune response; central nervous system formation. Lineage: Eukaryota; Metazoa; Arthropoda; Insecta; Hemiptera; Aphididae. Gene Ontology annotation, molecular function: Toll binding; growth factor activity.